GAUCAUCUGUGUUGGACGGAGGUGGUUUGAGGAGGACGAGAAUACUUCAAUUUGAUUCUAAUUUGAUUCUGUGUGACAGAAGCGACUUUUCUUCCCACGUUUUUCUUCUUGUCACAGAAAAAAUGCUACCGAAUUGCAUCAGGAAUGUCGCCGCGCAAUCGUCCCGACGAAAUGUUGCUUCAUUUUUCUUAAGCAAGAAAAAUAAUUAUGCCACUGAAGCUUCCUUCGAGACCAAGCCCUUCCGUCUACACAAAUUGGACAACGGCCCAUCCACUCAAGUCACAGUCAAUCGAGAUGAUGCCAUCCAAAUGUUUAAGCAUCUGCACACUAUACGUCGUAUAGAAACAGCAGCUGGUAACUUGUAUAAGGAAAAGAUUAUUCGAGGUUUCUGUCACUUGUAUUCUGGACAAGAAGCUUGCGCGGUUGGCAUGAAAGCUGCAAUGAAACCCCAGGAUGCUGUAAUCACUGCUUAUCGUGCGCAUGGAUGGACUUACUUGAUGGGUAUAGAACCGUUUGGCGUCUUCGCGGAACUCACGGGUAGACAAGGCGGCAAUGCCAAAGGCAAGGGUGGCUCAAUGCAUAUGUACUGUGAGAAUUUCUAUGGUGGAAACGGCAUCGUUGGUGCACAGGUGCCACUAGGAGUCGGAAUCGCCUUUGCACAAAAAUAUUUGAAUACUGGUGGUGUCUGUCUGGCGUUGUACGGCGACGGUGCAGCCAAUCAGGGACAGGUGUUCGAAGUAUACAACAUAGCAAAACUGUGGGACGUACCUUGUAUCUUCAUUUGCGAGAACAACGGAUACGGGAUGGGCACCAGUGCGGAGCGUGCUGCAGCAAGCACAGAUUAUUACACCAGAGGCGAUUAUGUUCCUGGAAUAUGGGUGGACGGAAUGGAUGUGUUAGCCGUAAGAGAAGCUAUGAGAUUCGCCAGAGAUCAUUGCACAUCCGGCAAGGGGCCGAUUAUCCUGGAGACUGCGACGUACAGGUACAGUGGGCACAGUAUGUCGGAUCCUGGUACGAGCUACCGUACGCGAGAAGAGGUGCAAGAAGUACGACAGACCCGGGAUCCUCUGACUAGUUUUAAAGAGAGGAUUCUCAAUGCUAAUCUCGUUACUGCGGAGGAAAUCAAAGCGAUAGAAGGUGAAAUCAGAAAAUCAGUGGAUGACGCCAUGAAAGCUGCCAAGGCCGACAAAGAAAUUCCAUUGAGCGAACUCACUGCCGACAUUUACACGACGUGUCUAGAAAAAGAAAUUCGAAACAUAACUCCGUUUAAUCCUCUAUCGCACACCAGAUUAGGACCAGCCGUGAACGCUUAAAACUGCUCAAAGAUUAUUUCCUAAAAUAUUGCAUAUUUUUCGGUCACGUGCUAAUUCAUAGACUCACAAACUAGUUGUAGAGACAUGUACAUUUAUAUGAUUCUUUAAUCGAGGGUGUAUAAUAUUACUACGCUGUGAAGAAAACUGAACUAUUUAAACAGAUUAAUUCAAGCACGAUUUUAAUAAAUCGGUGUUUACAACCGUGAUUCACAAAUGUGUAUAAUUUUUCUGUUAUAAUUAUUAGAUGUCUACAUAUUAAAAAGAUCUGUACUUCUCUAAUUUGAUAAAUUAAAUUUAUUUAUUAUC
Molecule: messenger RNA, 1619 nt
Organism: Linepithema humile (Argentine ant)
Lineage: Eukaryota; Metazoa; Arthropoda; Insecta; Hymenoptera; Formicidae
Product: probable pyruvate dehydrogenase E1 component subunit alpha, mitochondrial
Biological process (GO): pyruvate decarboxylation to acetyl-CoA
Cellular component (GO): intracellular membrane-bounded organelle
Molecular function (GO): pyruvate dehydrogenase (acetyl-transferring) activity
Source: RefSeq, a predicted model, not a curated record